AAAGGAUUACAAUUUUAACUCGAUCUUCAAGCUUAGAAGUCGAGAUUGACAACAUAGUAGAUACUCCACCAGCAUAUGAAGAUGCUAUCAGAGAAACGCCUAAUGCUUCUUUAAGAAUAACUCAAGGUUAA
Molecule: messenger RNA, 131 nt
Organism: Dentiscutata erythropus
Lineage: Eukaryota; Fungi; Glomeromycota; Glomeromycetes; Diversisporales; Gigasporaceae
Source: the annotation of a GenBank genome assembly